UACAAGUUUUAAACUUGUAAAUGUAGUAAUUACAGAGCAUCAACAGGAAGGCCUAACAAUGUUCCCUGUCUUCUGUAAACUGUUAAUGCUUUGGAGCAAAUAGUGAGGCUCUGAAACCAGAGCUGUUCCCGGGAUACUCUGAUAUCCCACUGGGUAGGGGAAGAGUUGUUGCUCUGGGCCCGUGAGCUCUUGAGGUUGUGUUGCUGGUUGAUUGUUUUGGUCCUCUCUCCUCUUGAACAGGGACCAUGCCCAAGAAAGAUAAUAAUAAAUAAAGAAGGCAAAGUGAAUUACAUGCAGCUGAAGAAGGAUUUUGACCAGAAAAAGGCAACAAUACAGUUUCAUCAGCCUCAGAGAUUUAAGGAGGAGCUGUGGAAGAUUUUCAGGAGAAGCUGGAGUGCUACUUUGGGUCUCUGGUGGGGUCCAAUGUUUCCAUCACUGCCCAGGGAUCCCAGGGCCUUCCUCCUCACUAUGAUGAUGUUGAGCUCUUGGGGAGAUUUCUUACUGGAUGCAGUUCCUGGCCUGGUGUUUGACACAGCAAAAGAUGACGUGGCGCUGCGGACGAGCAUCCCGAGGCAACUGCUGAUGCAGGUGAAUGCAGCUGACCCCACCAAAAAGCUGAGCAGCCUUUUGAGGAGGCUUGCAGAGCACCUGGACCACACCAGGGAACUGAGGUCGUCUGACAUGAAGAAGGACUUCAUUGUGCACCGGCUGCCGCCUUGCUUGGGAUGUGACUCCGAUUCCUUGACUCCAGGAUGAAAUUCGCAGGGAGAUGGUUUAUGUGUAUCAUUCCUUAAGGAACAGGAGAGACACCCCCAUGGUGGGGACAGAUGACACUGCCAGUGAGGAUGGCACGGCCCAGGUUUGUUCCUGCAGACACACCAAAAAUUAUCUUUCCAUGGUGGGUUUUGCUGCAUGAGAUGAGCUUGCCCCAAAUGGCAGCAGGGCCUGGGUUCUGCCGUGAUCCUCAGCACCCAGAGCCUUUCUGCCCAGCCCUGCAGUGCCCAGAUGAGCUGAGGCUGCACCACAGAGGCAGUUUAACAGUGGAACUGAGCAAUGUGAUCUCAUGCUUAAUUAAACACUCGAGAUGUUAACAGGAUUUCUGGUGCAUGCCUUAUGGCCCAGGGAGCAAAGCUACUGGAGCAACUAAAAGCAGUUCUUACUGGUGUGUCCUUAGCACAUCCUCUACUGAGGCUACUGGAUAGGCCAGCAGAUAUUCCCUAGGGAUCACUGCCAUGCUAAACUGUAAGGGGGGUACUUUUGAAUUAGAUGAUCAAUGGAGCAUAGAGGCGUGAGAACGGAAUCAUAUUAGGAUGUGAAA
Molecule: messenger RNA, 1318 nt
Organism: Pipra filicauda (Wire-tailed manakin)
Lineage: Eukaryota; Metazoa; Chordata; Aves; Passeriformes; Pipridae
Product: ribosomal oxygenase 2-like
Exons: 5
Coding region: 292-756 (154 amino acids)
Source: RefSeq, a predicted model, not a curated record